Saccostrea cuccullata (small rock oyster) is the source of this 2943-nucleotide messenger RNA. Its product is annotated as innexin unc-9-like. The record is from RefSeq and is a predicted model, not a curated record. The transcript has 2 exons. Lineage: Eukaryota; Metazoa; Mollusca; Bivalvia; Ostreida; Ostreidae. Bases 742 to 1989 code for a protein of 415 amino acids.
GGAUUAUAGAAGAUGUUUUAGUAUAUUGUUUUUCAGGGUUACAGGUAGGUUAAAAUUGUGCUUAUGGUCAACUUUCCGGAAGUGUGCACUUUUAUGCAAACCUUUCAGAAUUUUUUUUUUUAAAUUGUGUUUACAAGUAAAAAAAAAAACACGGAAAGAAUCUUAGAGUAUGAUGUGUAAAGACCUUAGGGGAAAAUUAACCCACAAAAUUGUUAAAAUUUGUUGGAUUAUAGACUUAUCCUGUCCCCCAAAUUUUUGGGAAAUCUAUCUUUGACUAUAGGCGACAUAACUGAUAAGUAUGUUUAUCCUACACACGUCGCAUUUGAUGAAGUAUCUUUUAAUAUUCAAGGCCCAUAUCUCUCUUGGUUUUGAUAAAGUGGGGCAGUGGAAAGUCGUGACACAUUUAUAAGGCAUACAUCAUUGAACACACUUAACUAAGAUGUAGAAGUUCAGUGAUGUGAAGAAAGUAUUUAUAUAGUCGAAAUUGUUUUCAGUCAAAAUUCAGCAAAUUAACUGGAAAAACUUGCCUUGUAUAUAUUACAACAUCACAGAGUGUAACCUUUUCUAUACCGUAAACUACUUAGAUUUUCACUAGAGACUGAUCGAAACGGUACGCUCGCGCUCAUACAAAUAUUGCGAAAUACUUCAUACUUAAGAUCAUUAAAGUUUCACAAUAUUUGUUAGCUCUUUAAUGAUGUCAUAAUCUUACAAGAUCAGCAUUAGAUAGGUUGUGUUUCCUAGAUGGUGGAAGGUAUUCUCGGUGCGGUCCCCUCUAUUUCCAAACUCCGAGGGAACAACAACGAUGACUGGAUUGAUCGCCUCAAUCAUCGUUACACGGUUAUUCUCCUCGUUAUCUUCGCUGUCGUCGUCAGUACAGGGCAGUUUGUGGGGGAACCAAUCCAGUGCUGGUGCCCGGCCGAGUUUACAGAUGCAUACGAAGCCUACACUACAUACAUCUGCUGGAUUUCGAAUACGUAUUAUAUACCAAUGGAGGAAACCAUUCCAAUUGAUAUUCGUACGCGACAGGAAGCGGAAAUAACGUACUAUCAGUGGGUACCAAUCAUUCUACUUUUCCAGGCGCUAAUGUUUAAAAUCCCUAAUCUUUUCUGGCGAUUCACUCAUAGUGCUUCCGGUGUGAAUCUGAAUAAAAUUGUGGCCAUGGCAGAGGAAACUCAGGUUGGUUCUCCCGAAGACAGAGCGGAAACUAUCAAAAACCUCGCCAACUAUCUCGACAAAUGGUUGGGGACUUAUCAAGAAUACAGAAACAAUAUAUUUGUCCGUGCCAAGAAAAAAGCAGAACGAUUUUGUUUCUUCAUCUGCGACCGCCGAGGUGGGACAUAUCUAAUUGGUCUCUUCAUUACCAUCAAGGUUGUCUACAUGGCUAACGUUAUUGGACAAUUUUUCAUUCUAAAUGCGUUUAUGGCGACCAAAUACAACCUUUACGGGUUUGAAGUGAUUCAAAGUUUGAUUGACAACGAACCGGUGAUGGAGUCCCCGCGAUUUCCGCGCGUCACCCUCUGCGACUUCCAGAUCAGACAACUUCAGAACCUUCAACGAUGGACAGUACAAUGCGUACUUCCUGUUAAUCUAUUCAACGAAAAGAUCUUUAUUUUCCUGUGGUUUUGGUUUUUUCUGAUCGCCUUUCUGACAGCCAUAAAUCUUUUGAAAUGGUUAUUCUACCAGCUAUACCAAAAUAAUAAAGUGCAAUAUGUUAAAAAGUACUUGAAAAUAAACAAUGAAAUCAACACAGGUUUCGAUAAGAAGUUGUGUGCAAAAUUCUCCAGGGAAUAUCUCAGAAAUGACGGAGUAUUCCUUAUGUAUGUGAUUUCUAAAAACGCUACAAAUAUGGUUGUUACAGAUCUGUUGCACGAACUCUGGAAAAUCUUUAAGGAAAAACACAAGCCACACUCAAACAAUUUUGACGAGCCUCUUUUGAACAGUGAAAAAGAACCUCUUGAAGGAGGACAUCUACACAACAGCUCAGCUUAGAUCGAAAAAUGAGUGCUAGCUCAAACACCGAGGAGGUACGAAAAGUCCUUCCGACUUCCGUUGAGUAGAAACUAGUGUUUCGAAUUCCCCGGAAGUGACAUAACCACAGCCACUUCCGUUGAGAAGAAACUAGUGUUUCGAAUUCCCCGGAAGUGACAUAAUCACAGCCCCAGGACUGUGAAUACCAGAAUUGUCAAUCGAAGAGAGGGAAAGUACUCUUAUAAAGAAAUGCUUUCGAAAUUCGAUCAGAAAGACAAUUUUAUUAGGUGCUAUGAAUAUGCAGUUUUUCAUUUUCAGUCUAAAUUUGAAAAUGGAUAUUUCAGGACAAAUUAAUAUUCAACUUCAGACUAAAAAUGAUUAAACGCGACAGAUUUAUGCAUACCGGUAUAUAUAUUAGUAGUCUGCUUAAUGUCUCAUUUCUUACCGAUAUUAGUAACAUGGUAUUUGUAAGGCUUUUUUUUUUUUGAAAACGACUCGCAUUCUCGAAGAUAUUAUCUGUUUUUGCAUUGAUAUACAUUAUACAUUUUUUUCAGUCGCAGAAUCGGUUUGUUUAUUUUGUAUUUUUGGCGUUAUUAUUUGCUUCGUCUGUGGCAUUAUUUGUAAAUCACUGUGAUUAACAUUGAUGUUAAACUACACACAAUAAUGGUGCUAUUCAUCUAAUCAGUAGCCAUUAUGAUUGGUAAAUCUUUGACAUUUAUUACAAGAAUGAUUUCUGAAUUCAAAUAAUAAUACCGGAAUGUGAUUUAUUUGUUUUACUUACAUAUCAUCAUGAGUUCUAUGCUUGUUUCAGAAGGUAACAAUAUUCCUUGCCAAAAUAUAUGGAGUGUUUUUGACUUUUUUUUUUUUUGUGGAUUUUUUUCUUUAUACAUGUAUAACUCAUAAAAAAAAGUUAUGUUUACAUUUUGUAAGCUAACAAAGUGUACAAAUUUUCAUAGUAAAACAAUUCCAAACGUA